AUAUAUCUUGCAGCCCUAUUAAAAUUUAAGCAUGUUAUAAUCUACAUACACCUUUAAUAUUUGUGGAUUUGUUCAAAAACCUACUUUUUAUGUAUUUUUUGUUCACUUCUCUUGCAGUUCUGCUGGCCAAACACUAUGAUGUCUGCCUGCACUCAACUACGUGUUAUCAUUGAUGAGACUGCAGUUCACAAGUUAACCCUACCAGAUGGAAUACCUAGUACAGUAGAUGAACUUUUGGCAGCUGCAAAGGAUCAUUUUCAACUCCAAGGGAGUUUUAGUGUUAUGUAUAUGGACAAAGAUUUUGAAAACCAAUUCUUCACUCUGACAUCAACAGAUUUGGUUAAGGACAAAGACACAAUAAAGCUAGUCAAAAUAGAACCUUCUGUCAUUCUGACAUUGACUCCUAUCAAUGAAGCUGCAGAUAACUCCCCUCCACUCUCGCUGAACAAUUCUUUCCAGGAUGAAAAUUCUUCUAUUAGUUCAUCUGACACCACUAUUUUACAACCAUCCCCAGAGUGUCGAUCAGAAGUUUGGCCAACUAAUUUUGUGAUACCCAUCUUUUCAUAUGAUGUUGAAACAAUCCUUCAAAAGGCAAAUGAUGAUUUUAAAAGUAAUGGUACACACCUUCACAAUACAAGCAUCAACUCUAAUGUGCUUGAGAAGCUUGCAGAACAAAUAUUUAGCUACACUGCCUAUCCCACCGGGCUUCAAAUCCUCGCCGUUGUAGAAGCUCUGUUUAACAAGCAUCCGUGCCUGAAGGAGCCUGGCACUUCAUUUUCAGGUAUGUACGGGUGGCAGCAUCGUCUUAAGUAUAAAAUGGCCAAUUACCGUUCCAAAUUGAGAAAGCGUGAAAUACCUUGUCCUGAAGUUAACAUCAACUCCUUAAGAAGUAAAUUACCUGGUGAGAAAUAUCCUGCCAAAAACUGCAAAAGACCAAGGAAAGCGGAGGUGAAUUACCUCCCGCCGCAUCCAAGUGGAGAAACCGAAGACAGCCUUGAAGUAGAGAGGCAGGAGCUCCUCUAUAAUGUGAUAAAAGAAAAAAUGGCCAAAACAUUCUCCUAUCGAAGGAUUGAGGUUGUGAGUGGUUGUCCUGCUGUUGAGGAUUUUAAAAAGAGAUGGCCUGCCUUAUUUUGUGAAGCUGAGGUGAAAGAGGAAUUUAGAAGAAUAACUACAACUUCUCUGGAGCAGAGCUUCAUGUAUAAACUUGACCUCUACACACCAAAACUUAUUGCCCUCAUGAAGCUUAAGGGAGGCAUUGCAGGGACAAAGCUGAGGCCACACUUGGACAAACUGAGUGAGAACCAAAGCAUUGAGGUGAGACGUGAAGCUAUUAUUCGGAGCCUCAUACUGUACCUUGGCGAAAAAGAAGAGGAACUUUUUGAAGAAUGCCUGGAGGACAGUCGCAGUGACACCAUGCAACACAUCCUUAAGAUUCUGGUGGUCUAUGGAGCUGGUGUAGAGGAUUCAGUGGAUGUAUCUAUUAUUCUUGAAGGCCGGGAGAUCCUAACAGGAUGUCACAACGUGGCUAAAGCUUGUGCACUACUUAUGGGGUUGAUUUAUGCCCUCAAUCUUGCAUACCCCAAAGCCCUGCGCUAUACUUUUGAGGUGUUUCAAAAACUUUUUCUUGAACUGGAUGGGAUUAAGUUGUCCUCUAAAGUUCAAACUUUAAAGUCCAAGCUGCUGACUUUGUUUGUGAUGGCAAGUCCUGCACAUUAUUGGAUGCCAUUACAACACCCCAACUCAGUGUUCCAUCAUGCAUGUUCUGGUGAACCCUUUUCAUAAAUAAUUAUUUUGGGUUGUUCUGUUGUUUUGAAAUUGUUUCCCACACUUUGGUACAUAAUUUGUUCUUUUGCCAUUUGUACUAAAUAGACAUUUAGUAGCGUUUUCAGUUUUAUGCCUUAUAACCACCUGGUCUUACUGUCUUUUUUUUUUUUUAUUUCACAAACUUUUAACACGAAGAGAGACCAGACUUUAGAAGCAUCAAGGUGUUUAUACUGUGUUUUGAAUUUACUUUAUUCAAGGCAAAUAGUGGUGGGAAUUUGUUUUGUUAAAGUUAUAAUUUUUUGCCAGUUUUCAUUUACUUUGAAUUAGAGCAUUUUUACAUAUUUAAUAAACAUCUUUAACAUCUGUUUUAUGCUAUAUAUUUUGAUACCAUUGGGGAAAAAUAAAAAAUUGAAUUGUAUUUAACCACUGCGAUUUGUGUUGAAAGCAUAGACAAAGUGAUUACAUUUAUUUGGUAAUAUCAUUAUUAUUAAUGUUUACUUAAUUAAUACUACAAAAGAAAAUAAAAAAACAGUAAAUGCAAUCUACCCUAAAAAAGUAAAUAAGAUUUAUUUAAUAUUUCUAGUACAGCAAUGCUACACACUUUGAAAAAAAUCUAAUAGAAUUUACCUAAAUAAUUCAAACAAAUCGAAC
This is a messenger RNA of Tachysurus fulvidraco (yellow catfish), 2415 nucleotides long. RefSeq lists its product as uncharacterized. Lineage: Eukaryota; Metazoa; Chordata; Actinopteri; Siluriformes; Bagridae. The transcript has 4 exons. The record is from RefSeq and is a predicted model, not a curated record. The coding region runs from base 136 to 1782 and encodes 548 amino acids.